Molecule: messenger RNA, 2097 nt
Organism: Phacochoerus africanus (Common warthog)
Lineage: Eukaryota; Metazoa; Chordata; Mammalia; Artiodactyla; Suidae
Gene: CCDC177
Product: coiled-coil domain containing 177
Exons: 1
Coding region: 1-2097 (698 amino acids)
Source: RefSeq, a predicted model, not a curated record
AUGGUGGAUCCCGUGCCUGAAGAGGAGAAGGCGGAAGCCGAGCCGGGAGGCCCAGGAGGGGAUGAAGCCGCCGCGUCCGUGCCCCCCGACUCCCAGGACGCCCAGCAGCCUGCGGCCUCCUCGACCACGGCCUCCGCGGCGGUGCCCCGAAAAGCUGAAGUCCCAGGCGCAGCAGAAGGUGGGCGGCGGGAGCAGUCCCCGCUGCUGCACCUCGAUCUCUUCAACUUUGACUGUCCGGAGGCCGAGGGCAGCCGCUACGUGCUGACCAGCCCUCGCUCGCUAGAGGCCUGCGCCCGCUGCGCCGUUAAACCCGUGGAGCUGCUGCCACGGGCCCUGGCGGACCUGGUGCGCGAGGCCCCGGGCCGCUCUAUGCGGGUGGCCACCGGCCUGUAUGAGGCAUACGAGGCGGAGCGGCGCGCCAAGCUGCAGCAGUGCCGGGCUGAGCGUGAGCGUAUCGUGCGCGAGGAGAAGCGGCGCCUCUUCACGCCGUUGGGCCCCGCGACCACCGCGGCCCCGGCCCCCAGCGCGGGCAGCAGCAGCAGCUGCAGCAGCGCCAGCCUCCCGGCCUCGCCCGCACCGCGCGCCGCUCGCAAGGCCUCCUCCAGCCCGUCCCCGGCCCGGCCGCAACCUCCGCCCACAGGGUCGCGGGCAGGUAGAAAGAGCCACUCACUAGACUCCCUGUCCCGCCGCCGGGAGGGCGCCCUCAGCUCGGAGUCCGGCGCGUCAUCGUCGUCCUAUAGCGGGGAGAGCCUGCGGGAGCUGCACUGGCCGCCGCGGGCCUCGGCCCGGAACAGCUGCCCCGCGGGGUCGGCGUCCUCUGCUCCCAACCCGCUGGGCCGCCCGUCCGCCUUGGCCUUGGUUCCACUCACUGGCCGAAGCUUCAGCCUCGGCGACCUGAGCCACUCGCCGCAGACAGCACAGCACGUGGAGCGCAUCGUGCGCCAAGUGCGUGCGGAGCGGGGUCUGCGCGGGGUGCCGGAGCGCGACCGGAAGAUCGCGGCGCUGAUGCUGGCGCGGCACCAGGAGGAGCGCCUGUUGCUGGAGCAGCGCGCCGCGGCCCACGGCCAGUGGGAGAGGCAGCGCGUCCGCGCGGAGCAGCGGCGGGAGCGCGAGGAGCGCGAGAAGCAGCGCGCCCUGGAGCAGGGCCGCCGGGCCUGGGCAGCGCAGGUGGAGGAACGGCGCGGCCGCCGGGGCCGCGAAGAGCGCGAGGAGGCGAGGCGGCGGCAGCGGCAGUGUGAGCGCAGCGAGGAGAGGCGGCGGGAACUGGCGGAACGCCAAGGGCUCCUGCGGCGGGAGCGGGUCGAGCGCGCGGCCCAGGAGGACCGGCUGCGCAAGCUGCAACAGGAGCAGAACCUGAAGCAGAGGGAGGAGGGCCUGCAGGAAGGGCGCGAGCGGUCCGAGCAGGCCCGCAGGGAGCGCGCCCAGCGCGCAGCCCGCGCCAAACAGCGGCAGGAGGGCCAGCUUCAACGCGAGAAGCGGGAGCUGAGCCGAGCCGAGCGCGCGCGCCACGAGGCGCUGCUGCAAGGCCGGGCCCGGCAAGAGCGCGAAGAGCGAGAGGGCCUGCGGAGCUCCCUGGAGGCCAGCUUGGGCCGUGCGCAGGAGAACUACGAGCAGCUGGUGGAGCAGCGCACACGGGAGCUGCGUGAGCGGGCCCGUCGGGAGGAACUGCAGGGCCGGCGGGCCAAGGAGGCAGCGGAGCGCAAAGAGCGGGAGCAUCAGGCUCACCUGGAGGCGCUGGCCCGGGCGGGCGAGCGGCGGCUGCAGCACGCGACGCAGGCGGCUGAGGAGGCUGUGCAGCAGAAAGCAAGGCGUGUUGGCCAGAGCCGGCUGGAAAAGGAGAGGGCCCAGCGCGCCAACAAGGAGAAGGUGGAGAGGGACGAAGACUGCCGCCGGAGGGAGCUGAUCCAAGCCAUCGGGCGCAAGCUGGAACGCAGUGAGCAGCUGUCUCGCGAGAGGCGCAGCGCGCUGGAGAGCGCCCGCUCCACAGCCCGGGCCUCCUUCCACGUGCGCGAGAAGGUGCGCCAGGAGACCAACACGCGCUCUUUCGAUCGCAUGGUGCGAGAGGCCCAGCUGCAUGCCAGCCUGGACCGUAAAUGA